AGACACAUACCAAAAAUACAUUUUUAAUAAACAUCUAAUAAAGUUUGGAGCUGGGUGUUAAUUUUACAAGCUAACGAACCGCAUCGCCACCCGCUUUUGGCCCGCUCCAGCCCUGUAUGUUGGUCGUUUCAAUUAGCAAUCCCAUAAAGAUUAGCCACGAACAGAAUCUCAAAGCCAGGUGGUUCCCCUCGUUAAUCGCCGAUCGAGCAGAAGCUUUAAGCUUUUGCCAUAAGAUACCUCACACCAGAGGCGUCAAAGCCACCUGAGGAAUGCACAUCCGACUGGACGACGUCACAGAACAGGUGUGGAGUCACCUGCAACCAUCUUGCCACCGAGCCCCUCCCUCGGCUUGUCCUGCGGUGGGAUCGAAGCCGCGGAACGGUGAGUCACUGGCCGAGAUAUGCCUAAAAGUGAAAAUUCCCAGCUUCAACUGGGCCCAGCUCAGCGCCAAUCGAUGGGCGACUCACACUCGUUGGAGCAAUUAACCAGCGGCAGGCCGAAAUUACCACACUUGAGUGGUGCCCAUCGUGGGUCCAGUGGGUUUUUCAGCCUUUCUUGUGUCGGUUCCACUUGCUGCCCACUAGGAAAUUAUGCACACGCACCGAAAAGAGCACGGUCUGCGGCGAAAGGCGAGAACCGACGACUCCCUCCGAAGAAACCAGUUUGCAGCUUACCACCUCUCUUCUGGCGGAGUCUUGUCUUUUCGCCAAGAUUUUCUCCUGGCUCAUCGGCAUUAAGUGAAACCAGUUCCUCGGUCUCAGUAAACAAUGGAGUGCGGAGUGGGUGUUGCACUCGGCAUCUGCUUACGAGUGAGUAAAUUAUGAGUUUUGCUUAUAGAAUAUGAGUGCUCAAGGAGCUUCCAUUUCUGGUGGCUCUGCACAGCGAGAGUUUUCGCAACCCACCUAGAACUUGAUUGCCCUUUGUGUGUCAAUUAGUCAAAUGUUUUCGUUUUCCGUGCUGUCGGCGCAGUGGAAGACUGACUCGCGCGUAAUUAAAAAAAGCAAACAACCAUCAAAUGUUUGUGGCAUGUCGGCGGAUGGGAAGCUCCGCCGUUGCCCGGCAACACCAACAACAAGAACAACAAGAACACCAAUAACAGCAGCAGAUGUUCGAAUAGACUCACGCACCAGCCAACAGACCGCAAAUCGCUGCGAGAGAGAGGCCCCAGAAAUCACGGCCAGGUUGGGCGACUCACCAGCCGCACUCGGUUAGUUAAGCGCGGUUUGCCAGUCGGUCGAGUCGAGUCGAUAGUCGAUCUGCUGUUCGGGCGCUACGUGAAUCCCAGUCAUGUCCAAGUACUCAAAGCUGGCCCGCGGGCUCUGCGACCUGCUGAUCUGGGCGGCGCUCAGCGUGGCCAGUGUGCUGAUCCACAAGAUGGGGCGUCCCUUGCGGCGCGGCUUCUUCUGUGGCGACGAGUCCCUCAGCUAUCCGGCCCGCGACGACACCAUCGGCUCCAAGGUGGUCAUCGCCAUUGCUCUCGGAGUGCCCACCGCCGUGAUCGCGGUGGUGGAGCUGUUUAGGCAGCUGCCUGGCGGCCCGCUGAGGGAGGCGGGCGGCGGAGGCAAGCGGGAUAGCUGCCGGAUCGCCCACCGUCUGGGCGUGCUGUACCGCCAGGCCAUCUUCUACCUGUACGGCCUGGCCAUGGUCACGUUCACCACGAUGCUGACGAAAAUGUGCCUCGGACGCCUGCGCCCGCACUUCUUCGCUGUGUGCCAGCCCAUGCUGCCGGACGGAAGCGGCUGCCAGGACAGCCAGAACCUGGGACGCUACAUCGACAGCUUCACGUGCAGCAACGCCAACAUGACCGAGCACCAGUUCCAGCAGCUCUACCAGUCCUUCCCCAGCGGGCACGCCAGCCUGACCAUGUAUGCUAUGCUCUACCUGGCCAUCUACCUGCAGGCGGCGCUCAGUACGCGCGUCUCCAAGCUGCUAAAGCAUCUGCUGCAGUUCCUCUUCGUCAUGUUCGGCUGGUACGUCUCGCUGACCCGGAUCAUGGACUACCACCACCACUGGAGCGACGUCUUAGCGGGGGCGGCACUGGGCGUGGUGUUCGCCUGGCUGACGAGUGCCUUCGUGGCUGACCUGUUUGCCGGCAAGCGCUGGCCAAAGGCUGGCUACUCGGCCAACACGCUGCGCAAGCCGCAGGUCUCACCGAAGAGCUCCACCAAGUCGCAGACUGGAGGAUCCACGUCGGGAGCGGGCCAGCCGCCCGCCCUGCCGGCCUAUACCUUCGGAACCCUGCCCUAUCUGGCGGCGCAUCCCGCCCAGGCGCAGUACGCCCAGCCCUAUCACAACUACGGCUACGUGCCCUGAGCCAGGUUCCGGAUUUCAUUAGCAAAACUAGCUUAGGAAUGCCCACAAACAUACACACACUCACAAAUUAAGACUUGCACGGAAUUCCUGUUUUGUUGUCUGUAUUCUAGCGAUAUAAAUAUAUUCAAGUUCGAUUCAAA
Messenger RNA from Drosophila erecta, 2453 nucleotides. Its product is annotated as putative phosphatidate phosphatase. Gene Ontology annotation, biological process: phospholipid metabolic process; signal transduction; phospholipid dephosphorylation. The transcript has a single exon. Gene Ontology annotation, molecular function: phosphatidate phosphatase activity. The record is from RefSeq and is a predicted model, not a curated record. The coding region runs from base 1288 to 2313 and encodes 341 amino acids. Lineage: Eukaryota; Metazoa; Arthropoda; Insecta; Diptera; Drosophilidae.